AUGAGUAGUCAUCGUUCUUUCCAUAACAACACACAUUACCAUUCUUCACCCAAUUAUUAUAAUGGCAAUCAUCAACAAGGAGGCUAUAAUUCGCGUAACGCUCCAAGGCACCCCAAUUAUCAGUCUAACGUUCAUGAUAAUCCACACCCAGAUGAUUCGUUGAUUGCUGAGCACGAGUACAUUGUUCAAUAUCAAACCAUUUUCUUUCAACCUCCUCUGCCCUAUUAUCCAUAUUAUGAACAGAUUGAUGAUUUCUAUGUUGUUACUCAUUCGACUGAGUCGAUCAGAAAUUCGAGAUGUCAUUUUCAUGCUCUGUAUAAUCAUGAUCAUGAGGAGAAAGAGUACGAUGUGUUGAAGUAUUUGAAAAUAAGAAGUCAUCAUAAUCCUGCUAAAGAUGGAAUUGAUUCCGAAGAAUCAGAUAUCUGUGCUAUAUGCCAAUCUGAAUACGAACACGAAGAGAACAUAGGAGUACUGCAGUGUGAACAUGAGUAUCAUACGGAUUGCAUCAAACAGUGGUUGUUGAAGAAGAAAGAUUGUCCAAUGUGCAGGGCUUCAGUUUUGCCUUCACAAGAACAGAGAUUAUAG
This is a messenger RNA of Solanum dulcamara, 585 nucleotides long. RefSeq lists its product as uncharacterized. Gene Ontology annotation, molecular function: ubiquitin protein ligase activity. The transcript has a single exon. Gene Ontology annotation, cellular component: nucleus. The coding region runs from base 1 to 585 and encodes 194 amino acids. NCBI's taxonomy places the organism in Eukaryota, Viridiplantae, Streptophyta, Magnoliopsida, Solanales, Solanaceae. The record is from RefSeq and is a predicted model, not a curated record.